Molecule: messenger RNA, 2212 nt
Organism: Cavia porcellus (domestic guinea pig)
Lineage: Eukaryota; Metazoa; Chordata; Mammalia; Rodentia; Caviidae
Product: EKC/KEOPS complex subunit LAGE3-like
Exons: 3
Coding region: 1470-1976 (168 amino acids)
Cellular component (GO): EKC/KEOPS complex
Source: RefSeq, a predicted model, not a curated record
GCAGCAGAGGGGUGGGGUGGGGCAAGGGGGUGUGAUGGGUGUGGCCUCAGAGGCCAGGCAGGGCUCACCCUGUGCAGAGCAGGGACUGGUGCUGCUGCUGCUGCUGCUGCUGCUGCCACGGCUGCUGAGGUGGAGGCCUUGGCCCUGCUGCCACCCAGCGGCCCCCUCCAAGGUCCAAAGUCAGGGCCCUGGUGGGCUGGGGCACCGUGCCAGAGCCACUGCCCGGUGGCAUCCUCUGCCACACCCUGCGGGGCUGCAUCCUGGGCACACGGACAGGGAACCCAGACCAAAUUCCCUGAAGGGAGGUCAGCACAGGAGCUGAGGUGGAGCUGCCCCAGCUGGGCUCCAGAGGGGGGAUCCACCUCCUCCAGUGCGCCUGGGACCACUUCGGCAGAGGCCCAUGGCCAGGAGGCUUGGGCAGGCAGGGCCCGUUCUGCAGCUUUGGCGGAGCCCUUCUAUACCCUUGGCCCAUGGGGGGUCCAGGGGCUGCCAGUGGGCCCGGCCACGGAGCUCCCCACGCCCGCCCUGGGACACGGUGCAGCCCGAGCUCCCGCCACAGGAGCACACCUUUUGGGGGGCAGAGACCCACGUGGCCGAGGGAGGAUGUGUCCAGGGUGGGCACUGCCAGGGAGCCACACCCCGACUGGGUUCCCGGGCCUAAAGCAUGUGGGGCUGGGCUCAGGCUUAGCCGGGCUGUGCAGGGCCCGGCGGGCCUAGUUCGGCCAGAGCCACCUCCUCCUGCAGAACUUGGUGGGGGGCAAUGGGGGUACAGAUGGGACGAGCAAGUACUGCGCCCAUGGCCGUGAUGCCUAGAGUGGGCACCGCCAGCGAGCCGCACCCGCGAUGGGGAUCCCGGGCCUGGAGCUCGUGGGGUGGGGCGGAGCUUGGCUGGAGCCACCUCCUCCCCCAGAACUCCAUGUGGGGAUGAGGGGGAUGGCCCAGCACAGCGCCCAGGGCCGGGCUACCUCUGUAGGCCUCAGGGUCCCAGCAGCUUGGCUAGCUGUCCAGAUCCCAGGCAGGGCGUGUCCCCGCGCCUCCCCGUCCCUCCCCCCACCCCCCGGCCCCCUCGGGGGGCUUGGAGGGCCCUACAGACUUUCCGGGUACAGAACCAGGUCCUUGGACCCCUCAGUGCCCCUAUGACGGAAGGAGGUCUCUGGGACUCCGGCCGGGGGCAGGGGAUCGGACCCCGGGGGCCCAUUGGCCCAAGGGUAUUGCAUGAGGGUGGAGACAGCCGCUCUGAUCAGGGCUCAGUGAGGUUGCUCCCCCACCCCAGUGGGGUGGCAAACAACAAGCCUUUGUGGGGGAGAACUACUUGGCGGGAAACAGCCUGCACGAGGUCCAGUCUGCGCAGGCGCAGUGGCUGAACUGUGGUGCAUUGUGGGUGGGAAGGGGGCGGAGCUUCGUAGCCACGUCCUCGUGGAGGAGCACCUGGAGGCGGCCUCCAAAGGGCUGACAGAGGACAGACGGCCAUGCAGAAGGCUGAAGCCGGGGCGGGUGGAGUGGUGGGCCACGAAGAUGACCGGGAUGGCCGGGCAAUCCCUGAUGACCCGUGUGGCGCCCGAAACCAGGAAGCUGCGCAAGAGCAGGAUGUCGCGGGCCCGGCAGGUGCGCCUGAAGACGAGGGCCUACCCGCUCCCGUCCGUGUGCCCGUUAUGCUGGUACCUUAUGGCCCGUGGCCGGGUUGGCAGGCUGAGCUUGUCAUCAGCAGGCCGUCCAUGGGCCUGCACGAAUUCACCCUCAGCGUGCCCUUCCUGACUCCCACAGCAGCGGAGGUCGGCCAGAGAUUCCUGGCGUCUUUUAAGGAAUACUCAGAUAUUGAGAGCCAGCUGACUGUGAAUGGCAGCUGCGUAGUUGUGAAAUGGAUCGCCCAGGACUUUGACCGUCUCUACACAGAGUUCACCUCCUUCCUUGAUGUCCUGUUCCUCAUAUUCCAGAUGAUGAAGCGCUUGGGGCCCCAGUUUUCGGCUGGGUGUUGAUAGGAAAAGGAAGCUCAAGGCCAUGUGUCCCUUAGCAGACCGUGCGCAUCUUUCCCUAGGCCCUCGGUUCCUGAAUUAAUUGCUACGUUCUGUGUAGAUCAUUUCUUUUCCUGCCUUUGCUAGUCAGUCACUGGGUGCCGGGGGCCCACUUGUUUUGUGUCCCUGUGGCAGGACAGGAGACGCCAUUAAGCGUGUGGCACUGAAAAAAUAAAGCUGAGCAACCAUUCUGCGCCUGA